GGAAAGCGGCCGCGUACUGGCGAUCGCGGCGGGAGAGUAGCUGCUCAGUGAGGAACAGCGGGACGACUCAGGCUUGUGUCGUUUCUGCUCAGGAGUCAGCAUUUCCUUUCCCCCUGCGCCGCUCCGCUUGCGCUGGGCCCUGGCAAGUGGAGCGAAGUCGCGGGAAGGGAAGGGAGCAGCCGUGGCGGGCGGACCGUCGCCGCCCUGAGCGCGGGCCCGCGUUCCCCGAGGCGGGGGUUUGAGACGCCGCUGGGGCGGAGGGCGUGAUUUCUAGCUUGCAUUUGAUGAUUUUUCUUUGGUCGGCAUUGGGGUUUGAACUCGGCCUAACGCUUGCCAGGCAGGCGCUCUACCACUUUAGCCACUCCGCCGAUACCUAGCCUGCGUUUUCGUAGCCAGCCUGGAGUUCUCGAUUCAGACCAGGAGGUUCGACUCGACUCGGGAGAAUCAUUUGUAGAACCGGAAGGGACCCUAGAGUACUGGUUCUUAUUUUCCAACCCUCAAACUGAUAUAUUUAUGGGAAGAGAAAUCUAUGGACUUUCUCUUCAGAAAAAGGCAACGAUACACAGAAACUUCUGUAUGUGACUUUAAGAAUUACCUCCAUGGAUCCUAGGUUAAAAAAGUUGUUAGAAGAGGCGAGGAUUACAGUGAACCCACUCCUGUGUCUGAUCCUGUGUUAGCCACAUUUUCAUAAAAACCCCAUCAGCUAGGAAUCUGAAGUAAAAACAAAGCAGGAUGUCAUCAAGGGCUGAAUACAUAAUUGGGGGGGUGAAGAUUCACUUUCCUUGUAAAGCUUACCCCUCACAGCUUGCCAUGAUGAAUUCUAUUGUCAGAGGACUAAACAGUAGGCAGCAUUGUUUGUUGGAGAGCCCCACAGGAAGUGGAAAAAGCUUAGCCUUACUUUGUUCUGCUUUAGCAUGGCAGCAAUCUCUUAGUGGGAAGCCAGUGGAGGAGGGCCUAAAUAAAAAAGCUGAAGUACCUUUGUCAAGCGUGACAUGUUGUUGUGCAUGCCAUUCAAAGAAUUUUACAUAUUGUGACACAAGCCUGGGUAUAUCACGUCAUUUCAGCAGUCCAAGCACAGCACCUUCUGAACAAAAUGACAUUUCUUCAACUUCUCAAGACUCUCCUGGAAAAACCACGCUGGCUGCAAAGUUAUCUGCCAAGAAACAGGCAUCUAUGUGCAGAGAUGAAAAUGAUGAUUUUCAAGUAGAGAAGAAAAGAAUUAGACCCUUAGAAUCUGCACAGCAGAUUAGAAAACGUCAUUGUUUUGAAAAGGAAGUACCCCAUUUGGAUGCAGAAGUUGCUUCAAGAAAGACUGUAAAACUUGACUCUCCAUUAGGAAAGAUAAACUUCUUUUCUCCACAAAAUAACCCUGGCCACUGUUCUCGGUGCUGCUGUUCUAAACAAGGAAACAGUCAGGAAUCUUCAGAUACCAUGAAGAAGAAUCAUGAGGGAAAAUCCAGGAGACCCAAAAUAUAUUUUGGGACACGCACACACAAGCAGAUUGCUCAGAUUACUAGAGAGCUUCGAAGGACUGCGUAUUCAGGGGUCCCAAUGACUAUUCUUUCCAGCAGGGAUCAUACCUGUGUCCAUCCUGAAGUAGUCGGUAACUUCAACAGAAAUGAGAAGUGCAUGGAAUUGCUGGAUGGAAAAAAUGGGAGAUCCUGCUAUUUUUAUCAUGGUGUUCAUAAAAUUAGUGAUCAACACACAUUUCAGACUCUUCAAGGAAUGUGCAAAGCCUGGGAUAUAGAAGAACUUGUCAGCCUAGGAAAAAAACUAAAGGCUUGUCCAUAUUACACAGCUCGUGAACUGUUAGAUGAUGCCGAUAUAAUAUUUUGUCCCUACAACUAUCUUCUAGAUGCACAAAUAAGGGAAAGUAUGGAUAUAAAUCUGAAAGAACAGGUUGUCAUUUUAGAUGAAGCUCAUAACAUUGAAGACUGUGCUCGGGAAUCGGCAAGUUACAGUGUAACAGAAGUUCAGCUUCGGUUUGCUCGAGAUGAGCUAGAUAGUUUGGUCAGCAAUAAUAUAAGGAAGAAAGACCAUGAACCUCUGCGGGCUGUGUGCUACAGUCUCAUUAAUUGGUUAGAAGAAAAUUCUGAACACCUUGUAGAAAGGGACUAUGAAUCAUCUUAUAAAAUAUGGAGUGGAAAUGAAAUGCUUUUAAAUUUAUACAAAAUGGGCAUCACUACUGCUACUUUUCCUAUUUUGCAGGGACAUUUUUCUGCUGUUCUCCAAAAAGAAGAAAAAGUCACCCCAAUUCAUGGUAAAGAAGAGACAAGAGAAGUACCUAUUAUUAGUGCUUCAACUCAGAUAAUGCUCAAAGGACUUUUUAUGGUGCUUGACUACCUUUUUAGGCAAAAUAGUAGAUUUGCAGAUGAUUAUAAAAUUGCUAUUCAACAGACUUACUCCUGGACAAAUCAGAUUGAAAUUUCAGAUAAAAAUGGGUUCUUUGCGCUACCAAAAAAUAAGAAACGUUCACGACAGAAAAUUGCAGUUCAUGUCCUAAACUUUUGGUGCUUAAAUCCAGCUGUGGCCUUUUCAGAUAUUAAUGGCAAAGUUCGGACAAUUGUUUUGACAUCUGGUACAUUAUCACCAAUGAAAUCUUUUUCAUCAGAGCUUGGUGUUACAUUUACUAUCCAAUUAGAGGCUAACCAUGUCAUUAAUAACUCACAGGUUUGGGUUGGUACCAUUGGUUCAGGCCCUAAGGGUCGGACUCUCUGUGCUACCUUUCAGCACACUGAAACAUUUGAAUUCCAGGAUGAAGUGGGAGCGCUUUUAUUAUCUGUGUGCCAGACUGUGGGCCAAGGAAUUUUGUGUUUUUUACCAUCUUACAAGUUAUUAGAAAAAUUAAAAGAACGUUGGUUUUACACUGGCUUAUGGAAUAAUCUGGAAUUGGUGAAGACAGUUAUUGUAGAACCACAAGGAGGAGAAAAAACUGAUUUUGAUGAAUUACUGCAGGUGUACUAUGAUGCCAUCAAGUACAAAGGAGAAAAAGAUGGAGCCCUUCUCAUAGCAGUUUGUCGUGGUAAAGUGAGUGAGGGUCUGGAUUUCUCAGAUGACAAUGCCCGUGCUGUCAUAACAAUAGGAAUUCCUUUUCCAAAUGUGAAAGAUCUACAGGUUGAACUAAAGCGACGAUACAAUGACCACCACUCAAAAUCGAGAGGUCUUUUGCCAGGCCGUCAGUGGUAUGAAAUCCAAGCAUAUAGGGCCUUAAACCAGGCCCUAGGUAGGUGUAUUCGACACAAAAAUGAUUGGGGAGCUCUUAUUCUAGUGGAUGAUCGCUUCAUUAAUAAUCCAAGUCGCUAUACAUCUGGGCUUUCUAAGUGGGUAAGGCAGGAGAUUCAGCACCAUUCAACCUUUGAAAAUGCACUGGAGUCCUUGGCUGAAUUUUCCAAAAAACACCAAAAAGUCAUUGAUGCAUCCAAAAAGAACAAAAAGUGUCUGCAAGACAAUGCAUCUACUCUUAAAGUGACCUGUUUGGAGGACAGUACCCCUACAUGUUUAUUGGAAGCAGCAAGUCAUCUAUCACGAGAAAGUCCUAGGGGAGAUGAAGCAAAAAUGCAUGUCCAGGAACUACAGUGUCCUAAAAUGAACAUUAAAAACCCAUCUCUUCCAAGUGGCAACAUCUCCAGAAAGGAGAAAAAUGACCCGGUAUUAAUGGAAGAAAAAGCAGAAAAAUUUGUGAUUUCCAGAUCCUCAAGCCCAACUUUCAGCAAACAAACAAAGAGAGCUAGCUGGUCUAGCUUUAGUUCUUUGGGACCGUAUUUUACAGGUAAAAUACAGACUGCAACACCUGAGCUUAGGCCAUCAGAGAAUUGUGCCUCCAGUUCUUCUACUCCCAAAAUAGAAAGUAAAACUGUUUUGCCACUCAUUUGUAAAUGUGAGUCCUCAAAUCUAACAGUAAACACAUCAUUUGGGCCUUGCCCUCAGUCAGAAACUACUAUGUCAUCAAUAGAGAUAGAUAUUACUGAAAAAGAUAAUUCAAAACAACCACUCUGCUAUGGAAAAGCCCUGGAUCUAGAUACUGAAUUAUCUCUAAUAAGUGAAAAAGAUAAACAUUCCAAUUCAAACAGUGGUUAUGAAACAGAAGCAGAAGAUGAGUCUAUAUAUUUUACACCUGAACUUUAUGAUCCUGUAGAUACAAAUGAAGAAAAAAAUGAGCUAGUUGAAGCUGCUGGAUUCAUUAAUAAUUCAAAUUGCAUUUUAGCUGAACACCUUUUUGAAAUUAAAACUACAACAGGAGAAGAUUCAGCCAGAGAAAUGAAAAGUGGGGAUUGCAUACACACAAAGUUGAGUAGAAUCAUGCAUAUUGAAGAAAAUAAAAUUGAUGACAUUGACGAUAAUGUAAAAACUUAUACAGAUGAAUUGGAGCUUGGAAAAAUUAAUGAAAUAGUUAUAAGGGACUUUAAGCAGUAA
Molecule: messenger RNA, 4413 nt
Organism: Castor canadensis (American beaver)
Lineage: Eukaryota; Metazoa; Chordata; Mammalia; Rodentia; Castoridae
Gene: Brip1
Product: BRCA1 interacting DNA helicase 1
Biological process (GO): nucleotide-excision repair; double-strand break repair involved in meiotic recombination
Cellular component (GO): nucleus
Molecular function (GO): DNA binding; hydrolase activity, acting on acid anhydrides, in phosphorus-containing anhydrides; ATP binding
Source: RefSeq, a predicted model, not a curated record